AUGAACCUUUAAAAAAAAAAAAAAAAAAAAAAAAAAAGUGACGCUGCAAAAGACGGCUUCAUAAAAAACAAUGUGUUCGAAUUUUAAAGACGUGGUGCGGCGCUGCGCUUCUCGACCUAGGUGCGACCCUUCACUCACUGAACCCUGCAAAUCUUCAGUAGCCUAACGUUCUGUAUGAAGUCCAAGGCUGCGUCCGAAAACUGGAAAAUGCUGCCUUCGGAGGACACAUUUCAAGGUAGGAAGGCAUCAAGGCACGUCCGAAUCCAAUGUUAGCUUCGCUUCCUGUCUCCUGAGAUCCCUUCUUCUGAUCGACCUUUGAAGGCAGCAUAGAUGUAUCCUUUGUUGCCUUUGAUAUCCCACAAUCCGAACGAAAUGGCGAAAAUGGCGUCCGAAAGUUGAGUUUGCUGGUCAGUUUGUGUAAAUGUACGUUUUUGACCAACAUUUUCCACUUUUGAUGUCAUUUCUAGCGAGAAAUUAGGCUACUAGUGUAGUUAUUAAAUAUUUGUUUAGUUCUCAACAAAGCUCGCGCUAUUUUGCGUUAGAUCAUUAAACUGUUACGCUGGCUCAGAAGUCUGUCUGAAAUCCGUUUUCGUGAGGUGCCUUCAUGCACAAACGCUGCCAAAAAAGUCAUUGCCUGAGAAGGUAGUGAGGCAACAAGUCAGCUUCUUAGGUUUUCGGUCGCAGCCCCAAAAAAAAAAAAAAAAUACAAAUCGCUUACAGUUUCUGAAAACGUUCAAUGGGCAUCUUUACACUAAAAAAAAAAAAAAAAAACCAGCACAGAAACCAAAUCUGAAGCGGCAUAAAAUAACGAAAAUGUGUAUUUUAUUUUAGACUUUUCCGACCAGUGUCGAAAACAGUGCCAUCUUGUGGCGGGUAAAAUUUACAGCAGCCAUAAACCUGAGUGAGCAGCUCUGUUGUUUUAUCCAUUACAAAAGCCUGACGACGCUAAAUGUGUUUAGUUUUUCUGACAAAAUAAAUAACAUAUUAAAGUGUGGCAAUAAAUUAAAUGGAUCAACAAAAACAAUUAUAAUAAUACUAAUAUCCUCUGAGUUGUUUGAGGCAAGUAAAUUGUGUUGUUAUUUUACUGUUUUUAUACUGUUUAUAUGACAGAACAUAUGAUAAUGUAGCCUAAUAUAGUCUACAGGCUUAUAUAUUUAAAAUGUUGAACUUCCAUAUAGUGGUCUGGGUUCAAACAUGCCGACAACCAAAGUGAAGCAUUCACGUGACUGGAAAGAAAAUGAGCUUCGUUUUUCAUUAACCACGUCAGUCAAUUUGUACAGCAUUAGAUCGUUCCCACCAACUUCCCACCGAAGUUCUGUGCUAAAAUCCUGCAGGCGCCCCUGGUUCUGGUAGAUGAAGGGCCCUCUCAAGAGGUAAUGCCCAGGGGCCCCUUAUAGUCUUAAUGCAUACAUUAUGCAUAGUCCUGCAUACAUGGGAUUUUUUUAUAUCAAUUAAUUUUUACAUCAACCAUUAGGUUGUUAUAUGUUUUAUGUUUAAAACUGUGGCCUGUUAUAUGUAUUUAUAUUUACUUUUUUAGUUUUGACAGUGUAUUUAACUACAUAUUAUAAAUAUGUAUUUUUUUAUAAUAAUCUUUCUAAUUAAAGUGGUACCAACCAGCAAAAGUAUGUCAUAUGUGCCACCACAAAUUGACACUAUACCACUAUCAGUCAGGUAUUUUAUAUAAUUUUAAAUUAGCAUGAGAGAAAAUGCCACAAACCAUUACAAAGUGACACUUACCAUUGUGAAAUGAAUUGUGAAAACUGGCACCAUUCAAGAAGUGUGCUGCCUUGACAAUGGCUCUUAUACUGCAGAGUAAUGUAGGUGUGUAGAUACUGCAGAAACUGGAUAUUACAAUGUGGCUACUAGCUACAGCAAGUCAAAUCUUUUUACAAAGCAUGUGGUUAUCUCCAGAAGGAAUGCAUGUUCACAUUGUUAAAAAUGCAUUUGUCUAAUUCCAUAAUUCCAUAAAAUUAUUUGUGAAAUAUUAAAACCAUAGAUGAGAACUACUUACCACAUAUUAAAUUAUAUCUAUAUUUCAAAUGAAUUUGUGGUUAUUGUAGAGUAAUCCCCACAGUUAAGUCAUGAACUGAAGUCAUGAAAAAAUGUAUAAACCUUUUUCAGUAAGCAAAGAAAGAAAGGAGGCUCAACAAAUAUGUAAGUUAAAGCAAUGGCUUUUUUCUUUUAAUAGAUAUGCAUUAGCAUACUUCAAGUCAGUAAAACUUCACAAUUUAACAUUUAAAAAAAUCAAGUGAUUGAUCAUGUCUAAAUAUUUAUUCAAAUGCAAAACUUAAAAAUAAGUAAUCGGUUAGGACGGUAGCUAGGAGCAACUAGACUAGAUACAUAUAUAGCCAUACAGGCACCUAGUGGGUAAACCAUGGCAUUACAAAUGAAAAUUAUUUUUCUAGACAAAAUAUUUGCCUCUUCGCAUUGGAAUCUAUAAACCUUUUCUCUAUUUAACCUUAAAUGCUGCACUAAUUGUAAUAUAAAUAAAAAAAUAUAUGAGAAAUAUUUUCUGUAAAAUACAGAAAAUUUAAUUAAAAAUAGUUACACCUAAGGUGUACAGACACAUUGCCCACCAAGGAAUAUUAAAUGUGACCCAUAAGUAAGGAAUACCUGAGGGUUAAAUACAAGAAAAACAUAUUAAUGUUGCCUCUCCAUCACUCUAGAAACAAAAAUGAUAAUGUAGCUAAAUGUCGUCAACAGAAUGAUUAAUGCACCAUAUGCUGUAAUGUUUACCAAUUAAAUUUCUGCAAUUAUAGUGAAGCUGUCGUCUAUUUUGCUUAAGCCCAUUCAAAUACAUUGACAGGACAGCGCUGGUUUGUUUGGAAGAAUAUUACAAAAUUUGAAAGCUGAGACUUUGUUUCGUAUCAAAGCAGGUUUGCCAGUUUGGCCUGAGGUUUACUUGGGCAGAGUGAGAGCGAGACAGAACCUGAGAGUUGGCAAACCUGUGGCGCCCCCGGUGAAAAAAUACUAUAAUAAUUUAUAGUAAAUACUAUAGUGUUUUUGAACCAUACUAUAGUAAAUUGUUGUAUACUGUAUAUAUUAUAGUAUUUACAACAAUUUGUUAAUGAAUGCUACAGCAUACUGUAGUAUUAACUAUAGUGAACUGAUAAACUGUAAUAGAUACUGUAGUAUACUUUAGUUUUUACUACAGUUAACUGUAAUGUAUUGUAGUAUAAUAUACCCUAUAUUUGUAGAAAAGUUAGUACAGUAUUGGGUAAUUUGUUUACAUUACUAUAGUUGUUAUAUUACCACAGCAACUAUAGAAUUACCACAACAAAUUAAUUCAAGUACUUUACUAUAGUACUAUGAUUCAAAAACACUAUAGUAUUUACUAUAGUAUUUUUUCCACAAACCUGACGUUUGAAAAAAUAUGACCGACUUUAAUACGUUUAAUUGGAUUAAAAAAAAAAAACAUAUGUCUCUAAGUUAUACUAUUUUUAUUUAGGAUUUUGAGCAAUUACAUCAGUAUAGCUGCUCAAUUCAUCUGUCAGUCACUCCUGCAGGCGUCACAACAUACGGCGACAUGGUCCGCGAGACCGCGACACAAUGUCAUUGUCAGUGUUUUGCGACAAUGUCAGUGGCACAUGCUACUAUCCACUGACACAUGCCACUAUCCACUGGCACGUGUCACACCUUUUAAGUGACACAUGCCAAUGAAGACCGGAAGUGCCACUGCGUCAGAUGCCAUGUCACUUGAUGUUAAUACUGUUGCUGGGGAACUGAGCGGUGGUCAGAUGUCAACAUUUUGACAACGCUGUAACAACCUUCACAACGCAACGUAGUUAUAGCAACCUUUUGGCCACGUUGUUAAAACGUUGUUAGAAGGUUGGCUACGUUGUGCCAACGUUCUGUGUUUGUUGGGUAGACGCUAUACAUGACAGAGAUCACGUACAUUACCAAAAAUUCAUUGAAAUUUCGAGGCAAAAAGGUUAAUUGUUUAUUGUCAAUAGUGUAGCAAGAAGCACAGCUCAGAAGUCACUUUAAAACCAAGUAACUUUCUGCUUGUCAACUCUGCGUGGAAAUAUUUUUCCCUCACGCGAAAUUCCUGUACGCGUGGAUUCCCUUUAAAAUGACUGGAUUUCAAACGUCGCCAUGAAAUCAAAAUGUAAGUUUUUUGGCUUUUAGUAUGAAUAUGAUAGUCUUGUUGUUAUCUACAGCUAGUGUGCUCCAUAACUAUUGCAAUAUCGCAAAUCCAGCAAAGUUUUUUAUAUUUUCAUUUUUUUUUUUUUUUUUUAAAUGUAGGUAUAUUUUUAUAACAUUGUAUUUAGUAUUAGAUAUAUUUCUUGAGAAUCGGUUCGUUUCGGGCGAUCAGUUUGAAAAAAAAACGAUUCACCAAUUCGAAUUAAUGUUAUGUUCUCAGCUCGGAUGUGUAGCUUAUAUUUGGGCAUGAUUUUUAAUACUUGGUAUAAAUGUACAGUAGCCUACCUGUCAAAAGUUUGAAAACAUUACCAUUUUUUAAUGUUUUUGAAAGAAGUGUCUUAUGCUCACCAAGGCUGCAUUUAAUCAAAAAUACAGUAAAAACAAAUAUCAAGAAGUAUUAUUACAAAUUAAAAGAACUGUUUUCUAUUUGAAUAUAUUUUAAAAUGUAAUUUAUUCCUGUGAUGUCAAAGCUGAAUUUUCAGCAUCAUUACUCCAGUCUUCAGUGUCACAUGAUCCUUCAGAAAUCAUUCUAAUAUUUUUGACAGGCACUGUACCUGUUCAAUUUCGAUACAGACUCUUUGAUUGUCUGUUCAUUCAUUCAACUCUCCUCUUUGAUGUUGUGCCAAUAUGGUUCUGAUAAAAUUAUAAGCCUUAAUUAAAUCAUUGAAAUGUAUUUUAUUGAAUACCUUUAUUGUUUUUUGUCUCUCUUAGAUGCAGUUUGGCUCAGGAUAGAGCUUCGCACGGGUGUCACAUUAAAAAAGGGUUCAUUUUGCUGCUCACAUUGACAUUCUUAUUGUCUGCCAUUAAUUACUUCUCUGAUUUCUUUCUCAAGUCCACUGUGCCUCCUCACACCUUGUAUAAAAAUGUGGUAAAUCGGAUACGCUCCUAUUACAUGGGUAUUGAUUUUCCUUCUGGCCGUGAUAACCAAACAAUAUUUUUAGCACCUCCACCUGCACCCAAAGCUAAUCAACAAGUCCAACAAACAACUACACAAAUGCCUACACAAACCACAGACAUUUCAGUACAUUAUCACAUAGCUCAUCCAAGCAACUAUCAUUUCAUUCUGGAUGAACCUGAUAAGUGUAAGCAGAAUCCAUUCCUGGUCUUGAUGGUCCCUGUGGCGCCCAAUGAGGUAGCAGCUCGUAACGCCAUCCGGAGCACGUGGGGGAAUGAGAGCACAGUCCAGGGAAAAGCAGUGAUUACUCUGUUCCUGGUGGCUUUGACUGGAGGAUCCGACUCUGAAAAAGCUCAACAGCAGCUGGAGGAAGAGAGCCGACAACACAGAGACUUACUGCAGAGCAACUUUGUGGACUCGUACUUUAACCUGACUAUAAAGACGAUGGUAAUCAUGGACUGGCUGGCCACUCGUUGCCCUCAAGCAAAUUUCAGUAUGAAGGUUGAUUCUGACAUGUACUUAAACCUGGAAAACCUGAUGACCCUUCUAUUGGCACCCGACACACCCAGACAGAACUACAUCACUGGAGUGGUGAUGUGGGACCGGCCUGUCGUUAGAGACAAGAACUCAAAAUGGUACGUGUCAGAGGAGCUGUACCCCGAACCGAAAUACCCCACGUACCUGCUGGGAAUGGGAUAUGUUUUCUCCAAUGACCUGCCAGAAAAAAUAGUUGAGGCUUCCAAGGUCAUAAAGGCCUUCAAUAUAGAAGACGCAUAUGUUGGUGCUUGUCUGAAACAGUUGGGCAUUGCACCCUCAUCCCCCCCAAACCCUUCACAGUUUAAAAUCUACAUGGGACAAUAUAAACGAGAGGAUUUUUUUGGGGUCAUUACAACAAUAUUGGGAUCCCCACAGCAGCUAAUAGACAUCUGGAAGGACGUAAAGAGGCCCACAUAAAAGGAAUCAAAGCUGAGUGUUUAUCGGUUGCCUGAAUUUUAAAGGACUAUUUGCAUGUAUAGGUCAUGAAGUUAUUGAAAUAGAAGUUAUGAAGUUAUAUGAAAUAGUUAUUUAUAAAUGUAUAUUUUAACUUAUUUUUUCCUUUUAGAUUGUUAUAUAUAUAUAUAUAUAUAUACACACACACAUACAUAUUAAAUAUUUAUAAAGUGUGUGUGUGUGUAUAUAUAUAUAUAUAUAUAUAUAAUGAUGUAUGUCUGUGUGUGUGCAUGUGUAUCACACGCAUAAAAUAUUUUAAAUGAUUAUUUUUUCAAUUUCAAGAGACACAUUCUAGAAUAUUCCAUAUGGUGCAUAUAAAUACAGUAGUGUACUUCCUUAUAACAGAAGCUGUCAUUCCGAUUUUACAUUUCGAUUUAUUAAAGUAUAAAAUAAUUUUCUAAAAAUGUCAGUUUUUUUGUGGUAUCUGUGAAUGUCUCUUAUGUUUCAUACAAGACUUAUUUGUAACUGAAUCUCGAUUUAUUUUAUUAGACUUUAAUUUUUUAUGGUUGACUAUAAAUAUUUAGAAAACAAUUUUAAAAAUAAAGGUUUCAAAUAAAAUAAUACUGAUGUCACUAUUUAGGACCAUCUGCCAGUCCACAAAUCACACAGCAACAUACGGCGACAAAAAAAGUUAAUCUUAUUUGAUGGUUGUUGCUUUCAGUACUUUAAAACUCGAUUGUUGACAAGGUCGCAUUGGAACCUUCAGCUUGUAUUUUGCAUGUCAUGCAAAUAACGUUGGUAAGGUGAGAUAGCAGCUUCCAGACUAUUAUAAUGCCAUAGAUCUUCAAGACAUUUAGACAUUAAAAAACACUAGUUAUCUUAAGAUGCUUAUUGGUAUUUUUCAGUGCCAGUUGGAAAACACUCUUUCUGAUGGAGGAGAAUGUUUGAGAGAUGGGGGUAACAUGAUCCUUUUGAGUAGCAAAAUGAUUCUUUGCCAGCUCACUGUGACAUGCUUGACAGCCUCACCAGGUGGUUUUUAAAGGAUCCAAUAGGUUAGGAAAAAAAACAAGAGGAGGAGCAAUCUGGAUAGAGCGACUCUGAGGACACAUGUUCAGUAUCGCUGUUACUCUCAAGACAAGAUAAGCCUCAUUCAGAUGUUCUGUAAGAGUUGGCUACUGGUUAGUCUCCUCAUCCUACUUAAUGUUUUAUUGCUGUAUUUUACUGCUACUACCCUCGAAAGAAACCUGGGAACUACCAUGUUGCUUACCCUCAAAAUUAUAGAUUUAUCCUCGACCAACCAGACAAAUGUGAAAAACAAAAGCCUUUUGUGGUGGUUAUCGUUCCUGUGGCUCCGGAG
This is a messenger RNA of Ctenopharyngodon idella (grass carp), 7325 nucleotides long. Its product is annotated as beta-1,3-galactosyltransferase 2-like. Gene Ontology annotation, cellular component: membrane. The coding region runs from base 5036 to 5992 and encodes 318 amino acids. NCBI's taxonomy places the organism in Eukaryota, Metazoa, Chordata, Actinopteri, Cypriniformes, Xenocyprididae. The record is from RefSeq and is a predicted model, not a curated record. Gene Ontology annotation, molecular function: N-acetyl-beta-D-glucosaminide beta-(1,3)-galactosyltransferase activity. The transcript is spliced from 2 exons.